Lepidothrix coronata (blue-crowned manakin) is the source of this 1575-nucleotide messenger RNA. It is a transcript of the gene HEXD, whose product is annotated as hexosaminidase D. NCBI's taxonomy places the organism in Eukaryota, Metazoa, Chordata, Aves, Passeriformes, Pipridae. The transcript has 12 exons. The record is from RefSeq and is a predicted model, not a curated record. Gene Ontology annotation, molecular function: hexosaminidase activity. Bases 277 to 1422 code for a protein of 381 amino acids. Gene Ontology annotation, biological process: carbohydrate metabolic process.
CCUGAAGGGCGCCGCGCCCCGCGCGCCGUACCUGGAACAGGUGAGGGAGGGACCUGGGGCAGGUGCCGGAUUUACCAGGCACAGGUGCUUCCGCUGUUCCGUGCCCUCGGUGCCACCGGGCUGCUGCUGGAAUAUGAGGACACCUUCCCGUAUACGGGGCCGCUGGAGCCGCUGCGGGCACCGCACGCCUACAGCCCCGCGGAGCUCCGGGCUGUGCUGAGCCGGGCGCGGGCGCAGGGCCUGGACGUGGUGCCGCUGGUGCAGAGCUUCGGGCACAUGGAGUUUGUGCUGAAGCACAGGGAGUUCGCUCAUCUGCGGGAGGUGCCGGCGCUGCCCAACGCCCUGAACCCGCACAAGGAGGAGUCUCUGGCGCUGGUCAAGGCCAUGAUUGACCAGGUCAUGGCCCUGCACGAGGGCCUGGAAUGGUUCCACAUCGGAUGUGAUGAGGUCUACUACCUCGGUGAAGGAGAGGAGUCAAAGCAGUGGCUGCAGCAGCCAGACAACACCCCAGAGAAGCUGUGCUUGGCCCACAUAAAGGCAGUUGCCAGUUGUGUGGCCUCAUCUUACCCCAGGGUGACUCCCAUCGUGUGGGACGACAUGCUCAGGGGGAUGAGUGAGGAAACACUGGCAGACUCCGGGGUCCCACAGCUGGUGCAGCCCAUGAUCUGGGACUAUGCAGCCGACCUGGAUGUGGAGGGCAAAGUGCAGCUCAUAGAGAAGUAUCGGAGAUGUGGCUUCUCCAAGGUGUGGUUUGCAAGUGCCUUUAAAGGAGCCACAGGAGUGAAUCAGUCCCUCACACUUAUUGGGCACCACCUGAAGAACCACCUGGAGUGGCUGGAAGUGGCCAGCAGGACCCCCCCUGAUGUCCUUGAAGGUAUCGCCCUGACCGGCUGGCAGAGGUAUGAUCACUUCUCUGUUUUGUGUGAGCUUCUCCCAGUGGCAAUUCCAUCCCUGGCUGUGUGUCUGCAGGCACUAAAGAAUGGUGGCUACUCUGAAAAGGUUAAAGAAAAUGUGGAAAAGCUCCUGGGAAUGUCUAACCUGGAGAUUGAUACUUACAUGAGCACAAGUCUGGGCACCUUUCCUGGGAGCAACAUCCUCACCCUUGUGACACAAGUGAGCUUCUACCUCAAGUCAUCAGUGGAUGAACUUCUCAAAAGGAACAGGUAUGUCACAGGCUGGUUCAGCCCCUACCACAGGAAAAGGAAGAUUAUUCAUCCUAUAAUAAUGCACCUCUUCCAGCCAGAUGCAGUCAGUCUCCUCUCCAAGUGGAAUGCUGUGGUGCAAGACCUCCAGGCAGCCAUGGAGCAAGUGUUCCACCAGUGUGCUAUAGAGGAGUGGAUGGAGGAGAACGUCCACCCCAGCCUACAGAAGCUGCAGCAAGUGGUGGAUGAUUUAGAUGAAGCAAUAAAAGCACAAAAUUAGGGGCACUUCAAUUAGUCUGUCUCAUUCCAUGGGAAAACAUGGCUAGUGGAAAUCAGCAACUAGUCAUUGAGCUGGAGUUUGUCAUCUGGAGAGCUGAACUGUGAUUAAACAACAGGGACCUGAGGGCAAGAAGGAAUUUACUGGUGUAAUAGA